Molecule: messenger RNA, 1539 nt
Organism: Parascedosporium putredinis
Lineage: Eukaryota; Fungi; Ascomycota; Sordariomycetes; Microascales; Microascaceae
Source: the annotation of a GenBank genome assembly
AUGGGUUUUUUCAAGAGAACGGAGAAGGAGAAGGAGGAUGCCACCAUCAGCCCAGAGCUGCGAGCUGUCCUCCCGCAGCAUAGCGGUUCGUGGUGGACGGUGAGGCAUCUGCUCCUCCUCAACCUGAUGCUUCUCGUCCCCUCUCUUUCUUCCGCCACCAUUGGCUUCGACGGCGCUAUGAUGAACGGUCUGCAGACGGUUGAGCAAUGGCGCGGCUACUUCAACCACCCCAAGCCCUCCAUCCUCGGUGUCAUGAACGCCAUCUACCCCAUCGGCAAGAUUGUCGGCAUCUUCCCCGCCGCCUGGCUCUCCGACAAGUAUGGCCGCAAAUCUUCCAUGUGGAUCGGCUUCGUCCUUCUCGUCUUGGGAGCCGGCGUUCAGGGUGGCAGCAUCAACACCGCCAUGUUCAUCUGCUCGCGCUGCCUUCUCGGCGCCGCCACCGCCUUUAUCGCGCAGCCCGCGCCUAUCUUGGUCACUGAGUUGGCGUACCCCACGCACCGUGGCAAGAUCUCCGCUCUUUACCAGACCUUCUUUUACUUUGGUGCCAUCUUUGCCGCGUGGUCAACCUACGGAACCUUCCGUCUGCCCUCCACCUGGAGCUGGAGGAUCCCCUCCAUUCUCCAGGGCGCGAUCCCCUUCAUCCAGUUUGCUUUCUUCUGGCUCGUCCCCGAGUCUCCUAGGUGGCUCAUUGCCCACGGAAGGAACGCCGAGGCUCGUGCCAUCUUCGUCAAGUACCACGCCGGCGGCGACGAGAAUUCCGCCCUCGUCAACUACGAGAUGAAGCAGAUCGAGGAGAACCUCAAGGCCGAGUCCGAGGCCCUCUCCGAGACGUCCUACUUCGAUCUCGUCCGCACACCCGCCAACCGCAAGCGUACACUCAUCGCCGCCAUCGUCGGUUUCUUCGCCCAGUGGAACGGUGCCGGCGUCGUGUCGUACUACAUCACGCUCGUCCUCAACACUAUCGGCAUCACCAAGACCCGCGACCAGGCCUUGAUCAACGGUCUCCUCCAGGUCUUCAACUGGCUCGCCGCCGUCCUCGCCGGCGCCCUCAUGGUCGACCGCAUCGGCCGCCGCAAGCUCUUCCUCAUCUCCACCGCCGGCAUGUGCAUGGCCUACGUCAUUUGGACGGCCCUCACCAGCCACUUCACGCGCACCCUCGACCAGCACGCCGGCCACGCCGUUAUCUUCCAGUUCACCCUCCGCGCCCGUGGUGUUUCCGUCACCUACGGUACCACCUUUAUCGGUCUCAUCAUUGGCCAGUUCGUCAACCCCAUUGCCAUGUCCAAGCUUGGCUGGAAGUACUACAUCGUCUUCUGCUGUAUUCUCUUUGUCCUCUUCUUCGUCAUUUACUUCCUUUUCCCCGAGACCAAGGGCCGAACUUUGGAGGAGAUUGCCGAGAUCUUUGAGGGUCCUUCUGCUUCCCGACGUGUAGACGAGGAGAAGCUUGGGGAUGACAAUGUCGACGAUGAGAAGAGGGUUUCUCGAGACUCGUCCUCCCACGCCGAGGUCGCCGAGGUUGCCGAAGAGAAGAGGGCCUAA